Messenger RNA from Apis florea (little honeybee), 1695 nucleotides. RefSeq names its product odorant receptor 10-like. Gene Ontology annotation, molecular function: olfactory receptor activity; odorant binding. The record is from RefSeq and is a predicted model, not a curated record. Gene Ontology annotation, biological process: sensory perception of smell; detection of chemical stimulus involved in sensory perception of smell. Gene Ontology annotation, cellular component: plasma membrane. NCBI's taxonomy places the organism in Eukaryota, Metazoa, Arthropoda, Insecta, Hymenoptera, Apidae.
AAAUUAUUUCGAAAAAAUAAAUAACUAUUAUCUUUAGUAUGUUACACUGUAUGUAAACGUCACUGUGAUAAUAUUAAAAAAUAAUUCACAUAUAUUAAUUUUCCACUUAUUAAUUUCUCGAUUGACAUUAAGUAAUACAAAUAUUUCAAAAUCAUACAUUAUUUAUAAAAUGUACCAUAUUUAUAAAUUUUAUCGUUUCGUUAAGAUAACUAAUUUAAUCUCUAUAAUCUUCACGUUGUGUAACUAUCACCAAUAAGGUAAAAUGUAAACACACGGAUUAACCGUUGCCAAUAGUUAUGGCAACAGAAUAUAUGUAUCGAUCGACGCACAUCAUCUAAUAAUGUGUAUAUGCCAUUCAGUUGUUUCUCCGACUUCGUACAAGAAACACGAUGACGGACGAUAUUUCCGCGGUUCAAAAGAAGUUUGGCAGUUUGAACGAAUACAGCAUACAAUUGAACAGAUGGUUUUCGAAAACGAUAGGCGUAUGGCCACUUUCGUCCUCAACCUCAAAAUUUGAAAAGAUAAUGACGAAGAUUCUGAUUUUUCUCUGUUGGAAUAUCGCGCUAUUCGUUAUAAUAUCAGGCUUAUUACAUUUCACUCUCGUGAAAGAAGAUAUCGUCUCGAAAUUGAAGACUCUCGGUCCUAUAAGCUAUUGCUUCGGCGGAGGACUCAAUUAUGCUGUGUUGUUGCUACGUAAAAAUGACAUACGUUAUUGUAUAGACCAUAUAGAAACCGAUUGGAAUGCGAUCACAAGAACAAAGGAUCGGCAAGUAAUGCUUAAAAACGCAAAAAUUGGUCGCAUCAUUUCCGGUUGCAUCGCAGGUUUCAUGCAAGUUGACAGUAUUUGUUUCUGCACUGUAUUGGGUGUUUUCAAACAGACAAUCAAAGUCGGCAAUGAAAGCAUAAAAGUAUACGUCUUACCCUCUCCAACCUAUAAAAUUCCGGUUGAUACUAAUCCAGGACAUGGUAUUGUCCUGGGUUUGCAAUUUUUAUCGGCAUAUAUUGUGAACGCUACUAUUGUUAUCUCUUUUAGUCUUGCUACGGUAUUUGCGUGUCACGCUAUCGGUCAAUUAACUAUAAUGGUUACAUGGAUUGAAGAAUUUGUAAAUCGGCCACAGGAAGAAAAUAACAAUGUAUGCAUUGAUAAAAUAAGUAUGAUCAUCGAACAUCACUUAAGAAUAUUAAGUUUCCUAGAACGUACUGAACAUCUAUUGAGUCCAAUAUGCUUCAUGGAAAUGUUCAAGAAUAUAUUGAGUAUAUGUAUGCUUAGCUAUUGCAUUCUUGCGGAAUGGUCUGAACACGAUAUUAGGAUCCUCAGUACAUAUACUUUUGCAGUAAUGAAUAUAACUUUAAGCACAUUUUUAAUAUGUUAUAUCGGUGAAGUGCUAACUGAAAGAUGUAAAGAAGUUGGUAACAUAGUCUAUAUGACAAACUGGUAUCGGUUACCUGACAAGGAUAUUCUGAAUUUGAUUAUGAUUAUUACACGAUCUGAAGUAGAAUAUAAAAUGACUGCUGGAAAAAUAAUUGAUAUGUCGGUGAUUACUUUUGGUAAUAUAAUAAAAACUGUUUUUGCGUACUUAAAUAUAUUACGCCAAAUGACAAUACUGUAAAGUGCACAUAUAUUGAAUACAUAAAAAAAUAUGUAUUGAAUAAAUAAUUAAAAAUAAACUUUGCAUAUUAUUAAUUACAAUUGAG